Molecule: messenger RNA, 1089 nt
Organism: Abrus precatorius (Indian licorice)
Lineage: Eukaryota; Viridiplantae; Streptophyta; Magnoliopsida; Fabales; Fabaceae
Product: GDSL esterase/lipase EXL3-like
Exons: 5
Coding region: 1-1089 (362 amino acids)
Cellular component (GO): extracellular region
Molecular function (GO): hydrolase activity, acting on ester bonds
Source: RefSeq, a predicted model, not a curated record
AUGGCUAUCAUGCAGCUCACUAGCUCUACAAUUGCCUUGUUGCUCCAUUUCUUAGUGUUAUUUGCUCUAUGGCACAGAACGAAGGCUUUGGUGAAGCUGCCACCAAAUGUUUCAUUUCCAGCAGUUAUAGCAUUUGGAGAUUCGAUUGUGGAUUCAGGAAACAACAACAACAUUAAAACAUUGGUCAAAUGCAACUUCCCUCCUUAUGGAAAAGAUUUUCAAGGAGGAGUUCCAACGGGUCGAUUUUGCAAUGGAAAGAUUCCCUCUGACCUACUAGUUGAAGAGCUGGGUAUUAAGGAGUAUUUGCCUGCUUAUUUGGAUCCAAAUCUCAAAUCCAGUGAUCUUCUUACCGGCGUGUGCUUUGCCUCCGGUGCUUCAGGAUAUGAUCCUUUGACACCCGAGAUAGCGUCAGUUAUAUCAUUAUCCGAUCAACUAGACAUGUUCAAAGAAUACAAAGCGAAGCUGAAAAAUAUUGUCGGAGAGAACAGAACAAACUUCCUCGUAGCCAACAGUUUUUAUGUUGUGGUGGCAGGCAGUGAUGACAUUGCCAACACCUAUUUUGUUGCUCAUGCGAGACAAUUACAGUAUGACAUUCCUUCUUACACAGACCUUAUGUUGAACUCAGCCUCUAAUUUUAUAAAGGAACUAUACAAACUUGGAGCUCGUAGAAUCGCAGUUCUGAGUGCACCACCGAUUGGAUGCGUGCCAUCACAGAGAACUCUAGCUGGAGGCUUAGUAAGAGAGUGUGCAGAAAAGUACAAUGACGCAGCCAAGUUGUUCAACUCCAAACUAUCUAAGGAGUUGGAUUCCAUUGGUCACAGCUUGCCCAAUAGCAGGAUAGUUUACAUUGAUGUUUACAACCCUCUACUCGAUAUCAUUGUCAACUACCAAAAAUAUGGCUAUAAAGUUGUGGACAGAGGUUGCUGCGGCACAGGCAAAAUAGAGGUUGCAGUGUUAUGUAACCCUUUGGAUGCCACUUGUCCUAAUGCUGCAGAUUAUGUCUUUUGGGAUAGUUAUCAUCCCACUGAAGGAGUAUACAGAAGGAUCAUCACUCAAGUGCUUCAAAAAUACUUGCCUCGAUUGUUUUGA